AUGAAUUCUGAGAAUGUACCUCCACUUACACCUACAUCACAACCUCCACCUCGAAUCCUAAGAAUCAAAAGAAAAAGAGGACAAGAUCCGCUUCAAGCUUUGAUUUUGGAAGAUACCCGCAAUGUUAAACGAUCGAAACCAUCAACACCAAUCACAUCACCCAUUGCAACUCCACGUAGUCAUACACCACUAGAACAACAGCAAUUGAGAACUGGAAACAACUCUGUCUAUGAAUCUGAUAAUGAUAGACUCAAUUAUAUGUUCAAAUUGGCCAAGACCGAAUUUGGUAAUGAUGCAGAGUUGAAUGAGUCUAUGUUACACACAAUCUUGGCAGAGGCAGCGACUACAGCGGAUUUACAACAACAAGAGGGUGGUGACAACAAUGAGUCUACAUCCCGAGGGGAGAUUAAGCGACGAUUUAUUAUCCAACCUGGAGAGACACGACGUCAAAGCGGGAUUGAUUAUGAUGCUGCUGAUGAAGAGAUACCUGAUCAAUUGGCCAACAUGGUUAAAGAUGUAGUUUCAAAAGAAGGUGUCAGGACCAAGCAAAAGAGGAAAAGAAGGGGCCAUACAGAAAUUCACAGAGACAUUACCAAUGUACUUAGUGAAGAGCAUUUACCUGAAUCGCAGGAUUCGAUAUCUCAAGAUACACAAUCUACCACUACCACCACCACCAAUAAGACCACCAAUGACCACGACGAUGACGAUCAGUACGUUUAUGAUGUCUACCAACUAACCGAUGCCGAACCUCUUACUACGGCAAAUCAUCCACUGGCUCAAAUAGGCUACAUUCGUUUUUUCAAUGACGAUGAUUCCGAAAACAAUGACUCCAACAUCUUGGACACAACACAACAGGAUUUAGACGAAGUAAAAAAGCCUAGCGUUUUAACUGAUGAUGAAGAUUCAAAUGCUGAAAGUUUUUAUCAGAAUGAUUACCCUAGUGACGAAGACGCUGAAGGUUUACAAGAAUUGAAUUCGUUUGAGGAUGAAUUUGACAAGUUGAAUAUUGGUGAUGGGGAGAUCAACAGUGGCGGAAGAGGCGGAGGUGGUGAUGAUGAUAAUGAUGCGGGGUAUGUGCCUCAUGAUGGUAUUGGCUGGGAUGGAGAAGAGUAUUUUGAUUAUGGUGACGUUGAGCGAUUCAUGGGGUUGGAUGAAGAAGAUGCCGACGAGGAAGAAGAAGAUGAUGACGAUGUCGAUGAGCACGACAUAAAGAGAAACCGAUUUUUCAAAUCGGAUAUGGAUGAUCCAUUAGCUCUACAUCGAGAUAAAAUAUUUGGCAAAUUGGAGAAAAUGAUUAGCGAAAACAAAUAA
Messenger RNA from Lodderomyces parapsilosis, 1311 nucleotides. RefSeq lists its product as uncharacterized. The record is from RefSeq and is a predicted model, not a curated record. NCBI's taxonomy places the organism in Eukaryota, Fungi, Ascomycota, Pichiomycetes, Serinales, Debaryomycetaceae. The transcript has a single exon. The coding region runs from base 1 to 1311 and encodes 436 amino acids. Gene Ontology annotation, biological process: protein import into nucleus. Gene Ontology annotation, cellular component: cytoplasm.